This is a messenger RNA of Zymoseptoria tritici IPO323, 1454 nucleotides long. Its product is annotated as gamma tubulin. NCBI's taxonomy places the organism in Eukaryota, Fungi, Ascomycota, Dothideomycetes, Mycosphaerellales, Mycosphaerellaceae. Gene Ontology annotation, molecular function: GTP binding; structural constituent of cytoskeleton. Gene Ontology annotation, biological process: mitotic spindle organization; microtubule nucleation; mitotic sister chromatid segregation. Gene Ontology annotation, cellular component: microtubule; centrosome; nucleus. The transcript is spliced from 5 exons. The record is from RefSeq and is a predicted model, not a curated record. Bases 30 to 1454 code for a protein of 474 amino acids.
AACAAUUCUCUGCAUGAUCGCACGACAACAUGCCGCGUGAAAUCAUCACGCUCCAAGCCGGCCAGUGCGGCAACAGCGUCGGCUCCCAAUUCUGGCAACAGCUCUGCCUUGAACACGGCAUCAACCAAGACGGGAAUCUCGAAGACUUUGCGACCUCCGGCGGCGACCGCAAAGAUGUCUUCUUCUACCAAUCCGACGACACACGAUACAUCCCCCGUGCGAUCCUCCUCGACCUCGAACCGCGUGUGAUCAAUGGCAUUCAGACUGGGCCGUAUAAGAAUAUCUACAAUCCGGAGAACUUUUAUGUGCAUAAAGAGGGAGCGGGCGCGGGAAACAAUUGGGCGGCUGGGUUCGAUAUGGGAGCGACGGUGCAGGAUGAGUUGAUGGAUAUGAUUGAUCGGGAGGCGGAUGGGAGUGAUAGUUUGGAGGGAUUCAUGCUGCUGCAUUCGAUUGCUGGUGGUACAGGAUCUGGACUUGGAUCUUUCCUGCUCGAACGACUGAACGACCGCUUCCCGAAGAAGAUUAUUCAGACGUACUCUGUCUUCCCGGAUACGCAAGGUCAAGGCUCGGGAGACGUCGUGGUGCAGCCAUACAACUCCCUCCUCGCCUUGCGACGACUUACACAAAAUGCCGAUGCUGUUGUAGUCCUCGACAACGGCGCUCUCUCCCGAAUCGCAGCAGACACCCUCCACGUUCAGAAACCUUCCCUCCAACAAACAAACCAGCUCGUCGCUACGGUCAUGUCCGCUGCGACCACAACACUGAGAUACCCGGGCUACAUGCACAACGAUCUGGUAGGAAUUAUGGCCAGCUUGAUUCCCACCCCGCGAUGUCAUUUCCUCCAGACUAGCUACACUCCUUUCACAGGCGACAAUGUUGAAGCCGCGAAGACUGUGCGAAAAACCACCGUCUUGGACGUUAUGCGUCGACUGCUGCAACCGAAGAAUCAAAUGGUCUCGACGAAGCCCAGCAAGUCGAGUUGCUACAUCUCCAUCCUUAAUAUCAUCAUGGGGGAAGCCGAUCCCACCGACGUCCACAAAUCCCUCCUCCGCAUCCGCGAACGCUCCCUCGCCUCCUUCAUCCCCUGGGGCCCCGCCUCAAUCCAAGUCGCCCUCUCCCGCACAUCUCCCUACCUCUCCCCACCCUACACCUCGACCCCACCCCCUCGAGUAUCCGGCCUCAUGCUCGCCAACCACACCGGCAUCGCGACCCUCUUCAAGCGCAUCGUUUGGCAGUACGACCGCAUGCGCAACCGCAACGCGUAUCUCGAACAGUAUAAGCGCUACGACUCGUUUCGAGAUGGUUUCGGGGAGUUUGACGAGAGCAAGGAGGUGGUGAUGGAUUUGGUUGGGGAGUAUGAGGCGGCGGAGAAGGCGGAUUAUUUGAGUGGGGAGCAGGAGGAGGGGGAGGGGAAGGAGGAUGGACGGACGGAUGGUGGGGCGACGGGGAGGUGA